This is a messenger RNA of Melopsittacus undulatus (budgerigar), 1281 nucleotides long. RefSeq names its product urea transporter 2-like. Gene Ontology annotation, biological process: urea transmembrane transport. Gene Ontology annotation, molecular function: urea transmembrane transporter activity. The coding region runs from base 1 to 1281 and encodes 426 amino acids. The transcript has 8 exons. Lineage: Eukaryota; Metazoa; Chordata; Aves; Psittaciformes; Psittaculidae. Gene Ontology annotation, cellular component: membrane. The record is from RefSeq and is a predicted model, not a curated record.
AUGGAGCUUGGUGAGAUUGUUGUGGCAGAACAUCCCAGUGCGAAACAAUUGUAUACGGAGCAGAAGUCAAACACCACAGACCUACUGGGGAGAUGCAGAAAUUGGCUCUGCCAAGUUUUCGGGUAUCUCACAGGAGAAAUGAAGGAAUGUGGAGAGUGGAUGAAAAAUAAGCCCCUGAUGGUUCAGCUGGUAGACUGGAUCUUGCGAGGGACCUCUCAGGUGAUGUUUGUCAACAACCCUCUCAGUGGGCUGAUCAUUUUAGUGGGGCUUUUCAUCCAGAGACCUUGGUGGAUGCUCACAGGCUGUACUGGAAUGACUGUGUCGACUCUGACUGCUCUAGUCCUCAGUCAGGACAGAUCAGCCAUUGCAGCUGGACUGCACGGCUACAAUGGGAUCUUGGUGGGACUGCUCAUGGCUGUCUUCUCUGACAAAGGAGAUUACUACUGGUGGCUUCUUCCUCCUGUGACAGUUAUAUCAAUGGCCUGUCCAAUCCUGUCCAGUGCUUUGGGAUCCAUCUUCAGUAAAUGGGACCUUCCUGUUUUCACUCUGCCCUUCAAUAUUGCGGUGACUUUGUACUUCGCAGCCACAGGACACUACAACCCCUUCUUCCCUACAACCCUCAUCAAGCCUGUAGCAUCAGUGCCCAACAUCACUUGGUCUGCAAUCAAUGUGCCAUUGCUCUUGCAAUCCAUCCCAGUUGGCAUUGGUCAAGUGUAUGGCUGUGACAACCCCUGGACUGGAGGCAUCUUCCUUGUUGCUUUACUCAUCUCCUCCCCACUUAUUUGUUUACAUGCUGCAAUUGGAUCAACAGUGGGGAUGUUUGCAGCUCUGAGCAUUGCAUCACCAUUUGACAGCAUCUACCUUGGCUUACACAAUUACAACUGUGCACUCGCCUGCAUUGCAAUUGGGGGCAUGUUCUAUGCCCUGACCUGGCAGACUCAUUUGCUGUCACUUGCCUGUGCAUUAUUUUGUGCCUACUCUGGAGCAGCUCUUGCUAAUGCCUUAUCUAUGGUUGGGCUGCCACUCUGCACAUGGCCUUUUUGCUUCUCUGCACUCCUCUUUCUGCUGAUAAGCUCAGACAACCCAGCCAUCUACAAAAUCCCCCUCUGCAAAGUCACCUACCCAGAAGCCAACCGGAUCUACUACCUGAGAAUGAAGAGAAGAGCCUCAGAGAGCAUGAGAGAAGAGCAGAAACGAAAGGAGCAAAAACCCUCCAGCAACUCAAAAAUAAACACAGGAGGGACCCCGCUUUGUACUCCCAAAAUCCACCACGCUUACUGA